Messenger RNA from Micromonas commoda, 732 nucleotides. RefSeq lists its product with no specific name. Bases 1 to 732 code for a protein of 243 amino acids. The transcript has 2 exons. Gene Ontology annotation, cellular component: tRNA methyltransferase complex. Gene Ontology annotation, biological process: RNA (guanine-N7)-methylation; tRNA methylation. The record is from RefSeq and is a predicted model, not a curated record. Gene Ontology annotation, molecular function: tRNA (guanine(46)-N7)-methyltransferase activity. Lineage: Eukaryota; Viridiplantae; Chlorophyta; Mamiellophyceae; Mamiellales; Mamiellaceae.
AUGGGCAGCCCAAAAAGCUUGCUUCCUCGAAAAAAGUUCUACCGAGCUCGAGCUCACUGCAACCCACUCAGCGACGCGCAAUUUUCAGUCCCGCUCCGCCCUGAUAAAUAUGAUUGGCGAAUUCUGUAUCCCAGUGCGGGAAAGUCGUAUCGAAGUCUCUCGGACUUGCAGGUGAAGUUUGUUGACGUGGGUUGCGGCUUUGGCGGGCUUCUCGUGAAGAUUGCGCCAGCGUUUCCGCACCACUUUGCCAUAGGACUAGAAAUUCGGGACAAGGUCAGCCAGUAUGUUAAAGAACGGUGCAAAGCGUUGUGUCAACACCACAAGGGUGUUUAUGACAAGAUCUCUUGUAUCCGCACAAACUCUAUGAAGUUUCUGCCCAACUUUUUUCGGAAGGGCCAGUUAUCAAAGCUAUUUUUUUUAUUUCCAGACCCACACUUCAAGACAGCAAACCAUCGACGGAGAAUCAUACAACGUAAUUUGCUUGCGGAAUAUGCUUAUGCUCUGCAGAUUGGCGGCUUGCUGUAUACAAUCACAGAUGUCGAGGAGCUCGGCUCGUGGAUGUCAGAUAAACUUUCUGUACAUCCAUGUUUCCAGCAGCUCUCCGCAGAAGAGGUACAGAACGACCCAGUGGUCCCAAACCUUUGUGGAGGUACAGAGGAAGGGACGAAGGUAAAACGCAACGAGGGAGCCACGUAUUUGACAGUCUUUAGACGUGUGUCUGGCCCUAUGUAG